Molecule: messenger RNA, 1688 nt
Organism: Xylaria bambusicola
Lineage: Eukaryota; Fungi; Ascomycota; Sordariomycetes; Xylariales; Xylariaceae
Exons: 4
Coding region: 348-1502 (384 amino acids)
Cellular component (GO): membrane; Golgi apparatus
Molecular function (GO): antiporter activity
Source: RefSeq, a predicted model, not a curated record
GUAACAUCAUACUAACAUGUGCAACCGCAUGGCUUUUCUCAUCUACACUAACUUGGUGGAAAAUGACCAACCUGUAGAACACCUCCCUUCCUAAGUCUCUCGGUUGAUUCAACGUGGCAGAACUUAUCCCUAUGUACAAUUGACCGCUACCAGCUUUUCACCCGUCCCGGAAUCAUAGCACCAGAUGUCCCCUUCUUUAGUGCCAGUUUCCGAAUCGGCACCCACGCCCUUUGAUCGUCUAAAUUAUAGCACGCCGCCGUUCAAAAUCCUGACAACACCUCCUGAUUUUCUGUCCACGAUCAUCACAGCCCAACUUCAAUGACCUCCCAUGCCACCCACGAUCCAAUAUGACCUUCUCCCACAGCCGUAGCGGCUUGAGCAGUUCAGCCACGUCCUCACGAGCGACCAGUCGAGCCGGCAAUGAGCGGACCAGUAGCUACGAAGGCACGGACAGCGACCAUGCGAAUGUCCUCAACAGUAUCAAUCAUGGUGAUCUUGGACGAAAGCACGACGAUGAGGAGGCGCCGAUGGAGAAGGAUAUGAUCGAGGAUCGUGAUCCAACUCCGCAUUCGCAAACCGGCAUUAUCCGGGCUUCCUUUUGGAUCGUGGUGAACACAUUGGCCACUAUUGGCAUUGUUUUUACGAACAAGGCCAUCUUCUCCGACCAGUCGCUGAAAUUAGCGCAACUGACAUUUGCGGCCUUCCAUUUCUUCAUGACUUGGUUGCUGCUAUAUACCCUCUCGCGGCCUCAGUUUGCCUAUUUUGUCCCACGAAGGACAACGAUCCGAGAGGUUAUUCCCUUGUCUAUCGCUAUGUCGUUAAACGUGAUCCUGCCAAAUUUCUCGCUAGCGUACUCCUCUAUCACCUUUUAUCAGGUUGCGCGCAUAUUGCUUACCCCAAUCGUCGCCUCUAUAGACUUUUUCUUAUACCACACAAUGCUGCCUAGAGAUGCUAUUGUGGCCCUUGUUCCUGCUUGUGUAGGGGUUGGCGUCGUAUCGUAUUAUGACUCGCUACCCAGUGACAAUGCAAAUGUCAAGACAACGUCCAGCAUAGGAGUUAUCUUCGCCUUCUGUGGCAUCUUCGCAUCCUCACUUUAUACGGUUUGGAUCAAGAGCUAUCAGCGAAAACUAAAAAUAUCGAGCAUGCAGCUACUAUUCAACCAAGCACCGGUUUCUGCAUUUCUCUUACUCUACGUAAUCCCUUUUGUUGAUACUUUCCCCACAUGGUCGCAGGUCCCUCUCAAUCGGUGGCUUAUGAUACUUAUGUCUGGGAUGUUUGCCGCCUUGAUUAACCUGUCACAAUUCUUCAUCGUUGGCCAAACAGGACCGGUAUCAAGUACAGUGGUGGGACAUCUUAAAACUUGCCUCAUUAUUGCUCUCGGCUGGAUUACUUCUGGGCGGUCAGCCGGGGACAAGUCUAUUGUCGGCGUUUUCGUUGCAGUAGGCGGCAUUAUCUCUUACUCUGUUGUUAUGCUUCGACAUACGGCUCGAACGUCCAAAUAAAGGAUUCAUAUUAGCAGUCUAAGGGUAUCUAUCGGAGUUCUGGUGUUUAAAUGGCGUCUGCGACUGAAAGAGGAGAGGCAAAGCCCCGUUUCUUUUACAGCUGGCUAUGUAUGGGCAACGAGGGGUGUUCAUUUAUGUUGCAUUGUCGUAUGUCGCUUGGGUUGCUUCACGGCGUAGAGAAUAGCU